AUGCACAAUUUAGCUCAUAAUGUUCCAGUGUUGAACUCGCCAUCAUCGUUUGUGUAUAAUCAAUUCGGAACUUAUGGAACAACUUAUAAUCAAGUUUGUCAGUCCUCAUUAAUAGCGACAGUCCAACCUCCACCGUCCGUGUCUACUUAUAUUAACUCGAUGGUUACCGCUCAAACAAUUACAACACCAGUCGUUUCCUCAAUCAACACUCAAAUUGUGGAUAGUCGUAAUGUUUUGUCUAAUAUACCGUCGCCGACCAUACCGAUGUUUUCAAUUAACAGUCGUCCAAACACAUCAACCAGGGAACAGCAUUCGAACACUAGAACUACCAAUCCAAUUUUGUAUAAUAAUUCAUCUAUGCAACAACAGUCAUUUUCCACUCAUCAUGCUAUAUUAGCAGAGUCUCUUCAAUUAUCAAUACCAGCGCAUCAAAACCGAAUAAUUUCAUCAAACAGAGAUCCAUCCACGUUUAAUAAUGUUUCAACACUACAUCGUAUAGUCCCUUACCAAGCGGUAUUUAAUCAAUUUUCAGCUGCAAUGCCAAAUACUCCUCGACACAAUAUCACUUUUGGACCUGAAGGCAGUAAUUUGUUUAUAUACCAUUUACCACAAGAGUUUAGUGACAACGAACUCACCCAUAUGUUUAUGCCAUUCGGUCAAGUGCUGAGCUCAAAAGUGUACAUAGAUAGGGAAACAAAUCAAAGCAAAUGUUUCGGUUUUGUGUCAUUCGAUAAUCCAACAAGUGCACAAACUGCCAUUCAAGUAAUGAAUGGUUUUCAGAUCUGCCAGAAGAGAUUAAAAGUACAAUUAAAACGCCCAAAGGAAAAAAAUUCUAGUAGAAUUUAUUUUUGA
Macrosiphum euphorbiae (potato aphid) is the source of this 852-nucleotide messenger RNA. Lineage: Eukaryota; Metazoa; Arthropoda; Insecta; Hemiptera; Aphididae. The record is from the annotation of a GenBank genome assembly.